Durusdinium trenchii is the source of this 435-nucleotide messenger RNA. The record is from the annotation of a GenBank genome assembly. Lineage: Eukaryota; Dinophyceae; Suessiales; Symbiodiniaceae.
AUGCGCUUGUCACUCCACGGCAACGCGCUGAACUCCCUCGGCGGCGCUCAGCUCUUCGAGGGGCUGGCGACCAAUGCACGCCAAGAUGGCCAGCUCUCAGAUUUGGACGUCGCCUGGAACCACUUGGAUGCUUCUCCCAGCGUGUCUGCUCCGUCCGCGGCCGCCGCGCUGGCGCUGGCAGAGGUGUUGCGCAUUUCAGUGACGGGGACAACAAGGGACCUGGGCAGGACGGAGGCGACAGGUCCAGCGGCGAGGAACGAGUUCGUUGGUGAGACGAAGAACGGUUGGCGCAAGUCCACGAGUGUCACGCUUUAUCAUUUGGAUCUGAGUUACAAUAACUUGGGCCCGACCAGCUGUGAGAUCAUCGCAGAGGGCUUGAGGGACAACCAUUUCCUCUAUGGCUUGCACAUGGUGGGCAACGCUGCACCUCGAUAG